Molecule: messenger RNA, 1119 nt
Organism: Beta vulgaris subsp. vulgaris (sugar beet)
Lineage: Eukaryota; Viridiplantae; Streptophyta; Magnoliopsida; Caryophyllales; Amaranthaceae
Exons: 1
Coding region: 1-1119 (372 amino acids)
Source: RefSeq, a predicted model, not a curated record
AUGGCGGAAUUGCACGGAAUUGAAGAUUUGGUUGUUCAAACCCCUGAAUUUGAAAAACCGUUAUCCCCUAUCAGUUCUUUGAAGGAGUUGCAGAAUCAAUCAAGAGAGAAGGCUACACUCUCUGAAUGGCUUACGAUCAUGAAGAAGACUCAAGGUCGACUGGAAGCCAUUAAUGGAGGUAAAACUCAAGCUCGAACUUUAUUGAAUGAUUUUGAAAAGGUGCAAAAUGAUGAUCAUAGUAUUGUUAAAGAAUCUUUGGCAAUCAAAAUUGAAUUUGAAGAUGUUAAGGAGGAAAUUGAAUAUUGGGAGAGUGCUGUUGUUUGUUAUGUUGUGGGUGCAAAUCCUCCUUACCCUGUUAUGGAAGGCUUUUUGCGUAGAGUUUGGGCAAAGAAAGGGAUAGAGAAAAUUGUAGCUGUAAAUAAGGGGGUCUUUCUUGUGCGAUUUCAUAAUGUUGAUCAAAGAGAUGAGGUCUUGAAUUAUGGCUUUCAAUUUUUUGACAAGAAACCUCUCAUUGUUAAACAAUGGCACGCUGAGAUGGAUUUCCAAAAGGAGGAUAUCAAAACUGUUCCAAUUUGGAUUCAAUUGCCAGCACUAGAUUUGAAAUAUUGGGGUGAAAGAUGUUUAUUUAAAUUAGUGGCUGGUAUUGGAAAACCUCUCAAAUUGGACCAAUCCACCAUUAACAAGGAUAGAUUGCAAUAUGCUAGAAUUAUGAUUGAAACAAGGAUGAAUCAAGAUCUUCCAGAAGAAAUAGUGUUUGAAAAUGAGAAAGGGGUGAUGAUGACACAAAAGGUGCACUAUGAGUGGAGGCCUAUUAGAUGUGAUAUCUGUGCUGGUAUUGGACAUUCUCAUAAGGAAUGUGUAAAGCAGAAGCAGAAGAAAAUAGGAGAGAAAGUAUGGGUGAAGAAAGGCAAUGAUGGAAAGAAGGAUGCAGAUGGGUUCCAGAAGGUGAAGGGGUACAUUGCAAAGGAGCCAAUUGUAGUUGAGUCAAUUGACACAACUAAUACUUUUGUUGUAUUGAGAAAUGAGGAGAAAGGAGAACUAAUGGAGGUUCAGGAGGGUGAAUUAAUAGGGGUAGUACAUGGUGAGGGGGAGGGAGAGCCCCCUACCAUGGAUGGAUAA